CCAUGAUCUUGUUUAUAUUUGGUGUCUCAGGGUCGACUUUCAGGAUAUCCUGAGGUGACCGGGUUGGUAGUCUCGCCAUACUUGGGCCAUCAGGUCACCCUCCCCUCCGCUCCUCCCGCCCGAGAUGCACACAUUCUUCUCUUCUUCUUGUCGGAAACGGACAGACACUGGCUCGGUUUCCUGUUGUUCUCUCGUGAUACCCAUCAGUGCGACAUGUUUCACUGUGUUUUUCGUUUAUCCUCUCUUCUCCUACCCUCUACACCUAAUCUCUCCACACCCACCUCGGUCUUCUGGCAUGCAUAUUUGCUGUCUACCUGCAAGCACGGUGACCUGGUAUUCUUUGAUGAAGACUGGGACAAGACUCGAACAGACAUCAUUUCACUGCUGCCAUGCUCCGCCCCCGCAGGUACAUUGCCAUGACUCCACCAUGCUCUCCGAGGGUGUGGAAUACUCCUAUCCCAUAUUUAUCGCAGGCGCUUUGAUAGACCGGCUCGGUUGCUCCUUUGCUUUAUCCUCCCUUUCGGCUUUGCUCCUAUGCUUCCAAAUCUGCCUCUGCUGCAUGUAUAAUAAAUCUUAAUAAAGCUCGGAGACCUCCCAUCUUUUACAUGUAUGAGUAAACACAAACAUUGUCGAUACAUUUUCAG
Molecule: messenger RNA, 644 nt
Organism: Aspergillus fijiensis CBS 313.89
Lineage: Eukaryota; Fungi; Ascomycota; Eurotiomycetes; Eurotiales; Aspergillaceae
Exons: 1
Coding region: 125-577 (150 amino acids)
Source: RefSeq, a predicted model, not a curated record